Lynx canadensis (Canada lynx) is the source of this 2750-nucleotide messenger RNA. RefSeq names its product peroxisomal biogenesis factor 26 (gene PEX26). NCBI's taxonomy places the organism in Eukaryota, Metazoa, Chordata, Mammalia, Carnivora, Felidae. The coding region runs from base 429 to 1328 and encodes 299 amino acids. Gene Ontology annotation, biological process: protein import into peroxisome membrane; protein import into peroxisome matrix. Gene Ontology annotation, molecular function: ATPase binding; protein-containing complex binding. The record is from RefSeq and is a predicted model, not a curated record. The transcript has 5 exons. Gene Ontology annotation, cellular component: peroxisomal membrane; peroxisome.
GCAGGCAGCUGCGAAAGCCGGGAAGAUGUCCUCGCCCUCGUCCCGCUCCUGCAGUGAGCGGCUCUAUUCAUAAAAACGGAACCUGGAACGGCACUCCCCGGGGCGAAGGUGGUAUCAGUACAUGUCGUGGGGCCAGAGAAGCUAGAUCCAGGUAUUGCAGGGAUGCAGCUGUUCUGCAAAUCUAUGGUGUAAACUGGUUCCCCACGUGCCAACCUGUUUUGAGCUAGAGCAGCCGCCCAGUCAGCCCAGCCGUUGCCUUGGAUAUGGCCACUAACUUUUCCUUCUCCAGGACUCGGCCUCGGAAAAGGUUGUGGGCAAGGCUAUGAGGACUGUCCCUUUUCUCCCAGGCUGACUCGGGAUAUCCCGGAGUCCCCGGAGAGGCUGCCACUCUGACGUCUGGGGAGACAGGCCCUAAGCCCCGGCUGGCUAUGAAGAGUGACUUCUCGACACCUGCAGCCCCCCUUAGGGGGCUCGGGGGGCCCCUGAGGAGCAGUGAGCCUGUGCGUGCCGCCCCAGCCCCGUCGGCAGCCGUGGUUCUGCUGGAGGAGGCGGCAGACCUCUUAGUUGUACACCUGGACUUCGGGGCGGCGCUGCAGACCUGUGAACGCGCCUUGCCGAGCUUGGCCAACCUUGAUGCGGGCACUUCCUUGGAGGUGAAGUGCUCCCUGUGUAUUGUGGGGAUCCAGGCCCUGGCAGAAAUGAAUCGGUGGCGGGAAGUCCUGUCUUGGGUUCUUCAGUAUUACCAGGUUCCUGAAAAGCUACCCCCCAAAGUCUUGGAGCUCUGUGUUCUUUUAUACAGCAAAAUGCAAGAGCCUGGAGCUAUGCUGGAAGUGGUCAGUGCCUGGCUGCAAGACUCAGACAAUCAGGACCUUCCAGAAUACAGAGCCUUGGCAGAACUUCACCUACAGCGGGUGCUGCUACCCCUGGGCUGCUUGUCAGAGGCUGAGGAGCUAGUGGUGGGCUCUGCAGGCUUCAGUGAGGAACAGCGGCUGGACGUACUCCAGGCCAUUAGUAAGGCAAGGCAACAGCAGAAACACCAACGCUUGGGCUCUGAGGAGGCCCAGAAGCUGAACCAGGAAGGCUCCUUCUCCCACAAGUUCCUGUCACUACUGAUGUUGCUCCGCCGGCUUUGGGAUUCUACAGUGAGCCACUUCUUUUCCCUGCCCUUCAAAAAGAGCCUCCUGGCUGCCUUGAUCCUCUGCCUCUUGGUGGUAAGGUUUGAUCCAGCUUCUCCUUCAUCCUUGCCCUUCCUCUGCAAGCUGUCUCAGCUCUUCCAUCGGAUUCAGGAAGCCAUAUUUUCUCUCUACCGGCUUCCUAUCCAUGACUGAGUGGUCUUUCCCAUUCACCUCAACCUUGCUAAUCCCCAAGUUUGCUGUGACAGAAGCAGAGUAACUCAUCCAUGGCGUCCUAUUUCCUGUUGCUGGCUGGGCCCCCAUAGGAGUGGGGCCAGCCCGAUUCUAGAAAGAGCUGAUCCAGUAUGGUGAACUGUGUUUUGCCACCUGAAUGUUUUCCACUUUGCACCCUACUUUGGCUGAUAUUGGUAGGAAAUGUGGAAACAAAGGGGGCCAGAGAGCUCAAGUCCUCCAGAAUAGUAUUCCCUUUUACCAGGGGCCCCUCAUAAAGGAGGGGUUUGGGAAAGGAGACUAUAUCCGUGAAAUAUUUCAUCUUCUUGGCCAAGGCAAGGGGUUGAUUUUUCAGGUCAGCAGGCUAAUGAAGCUGGAAGUUCAGAAAACUCUGAUGGAAUGACCUUGGCCUUUUACUUUCUUGAAAAACUUACCUUUGAGAUUUGCUUCACAGGGCAGGUCCUUAAUUAGGCAGAGUGUGAGGAUCUGAGAGGGCCUUUUACUUCUCCUCUAUGCUCCUCUCCACAGAUCUGGUCUAAUUAUUCCUGUGGUUUUGCAAUGGGCUUGAAGCUGCAUGGGCCCUCUCUUUUUAGACCAGGACAUGGCUUUCAGAACCACCCAGGUCACUUUUGAAAGCAAAGUAAGGCUGCUCUGCCCUUCUCACUGGGGAAAAUGAUCCUGCUUGGUGCCUCUUGGGCUUCAGCUCAAUUUUCCAGGUUGUCAGUGGCCAAGUCCUGCUCUAUUACACACUCAGCAUUCCUGUGCUCUCUUUCUUCCUGUCAGUCCCUUCCCCCUGCUCUGCAAUAGUAUUUUUGUACUUUGUCUGAUGGCUGUUUUACCAGGUUCUACCUGUAUCUUUGGUUCCUCAGUACAUAUUGUUGCUGGUCUGCCAACCCCUUCUAUGUCCUGUUGUUCUAAUUAUAUUUUAUUGUUUGUAUAAUGUAGAAGUCUUUCUGCUUGUGUGGCCUUGAAAAGUAGGUUAGCCUUAGAGGCCGAUGAGCUGAAAAUGGAACUGGGUAAUCAGGUGAGCUGGAAGGGAUAUGUGGAGGGAGUAGUGCAGAGGGAAGACAUGGGUUUUGAAGGCAAUGAACGAUUUUAUUCAUUGUUAGGGGGAGGAGGCAUUGGAGCCAUAGCAUUUGAGUAUUUGAAAUGUUUCAGUGUUUUCUGUCACUGGCUGCGAGAAUCUUACAUGUGUCUGUGCAAGUAUAUGUACACAAUACUACACUGUCAGAAUUAUGAAAGGCUUCCUGAAGGAGUUAGCCUUUCUGAGGCUGAAGGCCAAACAAACCAUUCCUUCCUGGGGCUCUGGGCAGUGUUGAUGCCGGAAUAUAGGAGAUGCGUUUAGUAGUUUUCCAUAGGUUCCUCUUCAGGAGUUCCAAGUCAAUAACUUCUCUUUAGUAAAAUGGG